Molecule: messenger RNA, 964 nt
Organism: Styela clava
Lineage: Eukaryota; Metazoa; Chordata; Ascidiacea; Stolidobranchia; Styelidae
Product: mitochondrial import inner membrane translocase subunit Tim10-B-like
Biological process (GO): protein insertion into mitochondrial inner membrane
Cellular component (GO): mitochondrial inner membrane
Source: RefSeq, a predicted model, not a curated record
GUCACAGGUGUUCCAAACAACAGAACAAACUUUUUUUUCUGCAUUCUAGUCUAAUUCAUUUUUUAAAUAGUGUAUUUGUGCUCUUCAAUAUUUACAAACAAUGAAUGUAGCUCCUGAACAACAAUUGGCUGCUGAGCUUGAAGUUGAAAUGAUGACUGAUAUGUACAAUAGAAUGUCAUCGGCAUGUCAGAAGAAAUGUAUCAGUACCAGCUACUAUGAAGCAGAACUACAAAAAGGGGAAUCUGUUUGCUUAGAUCGCUGCAUCGCCAAAUAUUUUGAGAUUCAUGAAACAAUUGGCAAAAAAUUAACAGAAGCUUCACAAGUAGAAGAUGAAACAAUGAAGAAAAUGCAACAACAACCUAAUUGAUAAAAACAGCCUAUAAUUUGAUAAGCUGUGUAACUUUACAAACAGAUAAUAUUCUUGGUGCAAGACACAUGCAAUUAUUCAACAAGGAGUUAUAUGAGAUUGCACAUGUUGUUUGAUAAAACCGCAUAACGGCAUUUCUCAUAUGUAUUUUGGUUUGUGCGUAUAAAGACAGUUAGGGAAUCUGUAGUUCUGGAUAUCGAAAGCAAGGCUUUUUGGCAGGUUUUCCCCUACAAAGGUAAAGCUUCUAUGAAAUCAAGUUACACUGUUUAAUAAAGCGUAAUUAAAUGUAGGAUCUUGAAUAUCAUUUCGUUAACCAGCCUAUUAUUUAUUUACAAUAAAUUUGUUCUUUGAUAAUACAACGCAUCAGCGUAAGUUAUAGAAAAUAUUUGGAUAACCACAGAGUCGCCCAUAACUUAUUGCACAACAUUGCAAGUCUAAGCGGCGAUGUAGGAACGGUUGUCAUGAAAUUAGAUUGUGCAUUUCCUAUUGGCCAGUGUUCUGUGUGUGUGUGUGGUAUUUUUGUGCAAAUUAGCCAUUCUAAUAUGUUGUUCAAACUUUUUGUAUUGUUUUAAUAUUUAUUAAAAUUGAACUCAAAUG